Molecule: messenger RNA, 1317 nt
Organism: Diaporthe batatas
Lineage: Eukaryota; Fungi; Ascomycota; Sordariomycetes; Diaporthales; Diaporthaceae
Exons: 4
Coding region: 1-1317 (438 amino acids)
Molecular function (GO): oxidoreductase activity; FMN binding
Source: RefSeq, a predicted model, not a curated record
AUGUCCACAACUCGCUAUGAGUACCACGGUGACAGCGACUUUUCCCGCCUCGCCCAGUCUUUGACAUUUGGCACAGCUCUCAAGACUGCUCCAAAUCGCCUUUUGAAGAGUGCGAUGGCUGAAGCGCUGUCGACCUGGGACGCCAACGAUGUGGGAGCUCGCGGCAUUCCAACCGAAGAAUUGGUCGAGCUUUACCGACGAUGGGGUGAAGGAGGCUGGGGGAUAAUCCAGACUGGUAACAUUAUGAUUGACUGCAAGCACCUUAGCGCAGCUGGCGAUUCUGCCAUCCCAGCUGGAGCUCCACUGCAAGGAGAACGCUUCGAGAAGUUUCGGGCUGUCGCUGCGGCCGCGAAGACUCAUGGCGCCUUGGUCAUAGGCCAAGUGAAUCAUCCCGGGCGACAGAUUCCGUCAAAAAUUGUUGAAGAGUCCAUCUCUGCCUCGGCUGUUCAGCUUGCGCCACACGCCGGAAUGACAUUCCCACCGACCCGAGCAGCCACCCCAGACGAGAUCGCCGGCAUCAUCGAGGCGUUCGCCCACGCAGCCGAGUAUCUCGAGGCAGCUGGUUUUGACGGCGUCGAACUGCACGCCGCUCACGGCUACCUGCUCGCACAAUUCCUCAGCCCGACGACCAAUAAGCGCACCGACAGGUACGGCGGGGACAGUAUCGCGAACCGUGUGCGCAUCGUGACGGAGAUAUGCGCGGCCGUGCGCAGCCGUACCCGACCGGGGUUCAUUCUCGCCGUCAAGCUGAAUUCGGUCGAGUUUCAGGCCGAGGGACUGACGACGGAUGACGCGGCCGAGCUAGCUGCUGCGCUGCAGGCCGCCGGUGUCGACUACCUAGAGCUGAGCGGCGGCACGUUCGAGAACUUCGGGUUCGAUCGCAAGAAGGAUAGCACCAAAGCGCGCGAGGCGUUCUUCCUUGAUUUCGCUGAACUCGUUGUGCCUGCCCUCGGCCCGACUGAUACCCGCGCGACGAAAGUCUUCAUUACCGGUGGUUUCAGAUCCGCUGGCGCCAUGGUGGCGGCUCUGGAUACUGUCGAUGGUGUCGGCAUCGCGAGGCCUGCCGUGCAAGAACCCGGACUUGCCAAAGAGUUGAUUGCUUCGCAUGCCACGGGCGCCAUCAAGCCCCUGCCGCCCUGCGAUGAGAACUUCAGAAUCUCUGGUUUCGAGCCAUUUGACCUGAGUAAUCCUGUGGUGGUAAAGCAGUUCCUGGAGGAUGCUGAGGCUUGGUUUGCUAAAGUGGCCCAGAACGGGAACAAGGUGACGGUUGGGUAUCCUGAUUACUCUGGAGACCUGAGACCGCACAAAGCGAAUUAG